Messenger RNA from Salarias fasciatus (jewelled blenny), 1971 nucleotides. RefSeq names its product proline-serine-threonine phosphatase interacting protein 1a (gene pstpip1a). Gene Ontology annotation, cellular component: cytoplasm; actin filament; plasma membrane. Gene Ontology annotation, molecular function: actin filament binding. The record is from RefSeq and is a predicted model, not a curated record. NCBI's taxonomy places the organism in Eukaryota, Metazoa, Chordata, Actinopteri, Blenniiformes, Blenniidae. The transcript is spliced from 15 exons. Gene Ontology annotation, biological process: actin filament polymerization. Bases 95 to 1324 code for a protein of 409 amino acids.
UGCGUCAAGCAGCGGCCCGUUGCACUGCAGAGACUCGCAGAGCGCGCUCACACUGACUGUUCUUCGUCUGGGACGGUUUUUAACCACCGCCGAGAUGAAAUUACAAUUUAAAGAUGCCUUUUGGGGAGGGGACUUUACCAGCAAUGCCGGUUUUGAGGCUAUAAUUCAAAGACUCAACGACGGUCGGAGGACCUGCAAAGAAUUUGAAGAGCUCCUGAAAAUGAGGGCAUCAGCUGAAGAGAAGUAUGGGAAGGAAAUGAUUGCAAUCGCUCGCAAAGCAGGAGGCCUGUAUGAGAUCUGCACUUUGAGGGCAUCUCUUGAUGAAAUGAAAACACAAAUUGAAAAUGUCGGUAACCUUCACAUCCAGCUGUCUGGGCUCCUGAAGGACGAGGUGAAAAGGAUGGAGGAGUUCAGAGAGCGACAGAAAGAACAGAGAAAGAAGUUUGAACUCACUAUGGAGAAGGUGCAAAAGUCAAAAGUCUCCUUUUACAAGAAAACAAUUGAAUCUAAAAAGUCCUACGAGCAGCGCUGCAGGGAGGCGGAUGAGGCGGAGCAAAUGGCUGAGAAGUUGGGUGACACUCCCACAGCUACGCCCAAACAGAUAGAGAAGCUGAACAACAAAUCCAAACAAUGCAGAGAAGCUUCACAGGACGCUGAGAAGCAGUACAUGUCCAACGUUGCACAACUUGACAAGAUCCGUCAAGAGUGGGAAUCAACGCACAUUAACACAUGUGAGAUGUUCCAGCUGCAAGAGGAAGACCGCCUCAGCAUAAUAAGAAACGCAAUGUGGAUUCACUGUAACCACUUAUCUAUGCAGUGUGUGAAGGACGACGAGAGCUACGAGAACGUCCGGAAAAUUCUGGAACAGUGUGACAUUACCGCAGACAACAACAACUUUGUGGAAACAAACUGCACAGGCUCAUCCCCGCCAGCUCCCAUUGAAUUUCAGAAUUACUAUGAGUAUAAUGGCAGGAUGGAGAGAAACGGCAGCGCUGGGUUUGUGGAGGGAGUCAUGAAAGGUUUCUCUAGGUUUUCAAAUCUAUUGCAGGGAAACUCUUCAUGCGGCUCCAAACUCAGCCUCAAUGAACGGGUUGCACAACCUCAAGAAACAGCAGACGGCGUCUAUGCAUCCAUUCCUGGCGUUCCAGGCCGUCAUGAGGAAUACAGGGCCUUGUACCCCUACGUGGCGCAGGGGGGAAAUGAACUCACGAUAGCUGCCGGCGACGUGGUGGUCGUCCUCGACCAGGGUGAGGACGGCUGGUGGACGGUGAAGAGAAAUGGCCUCACUGGAUUGGUUCCUGGCUCCUACCUCUCCAGAGACUGAGCUCGUCUCCACUGUGAAGCUGACACAGUUCAACACCCGGCACGUCAAGCCGUCUCAGUUCGAUCCAGUUCUUACAUCUGCAUCUUGGUUCCACUUGGUUCAGCCUAAAGUGUGAGGAUCUGAAACCUUCCACUUCAUCAAAUAUGUCUGGAUUCACAAACUGUGUUUAACCUUAAAAAACACAGCAGACGCAGCUUAUAAACUUUCUGAAAUAAAAUGGAUACAACUAGCAACUGUGGAUAAUUUAUUCAAUUUUAUCAGUUAGAGCGGGUGAACUCAUGAAAAUGAAGUUGUACUUACUAUCCUUUUUCAUUGUAAAGUAUGUCAGCUGCACAAGUACGCCGGCUUAUUUGAGUCCUCUGUAUAACAGACAUUUAAAAAAAAGCAACACCUUCUUUGAAGUGCAUGCAGCACGCAGCGUGACCGAGCACAACCACUUUCAGUUUGGCACUACUCCUUUUGAGACUCUUUCUUUUCUUGGCUUACCUGUCUCGGUGGUAAAAUAACCAGUAUGUAACAGCCCUUACAGAAGACCGUCUGCUCUGUAGCCAUUUUAAAAAUUAAACUGAAAUAACUGUUUGACAUUUUGUAAAAGCAACAGUAGCGCACAGAUCGCUGCUCUGAGGAUUAAACCCUGAUAUCUUCCA